Molecule: messenger RNA, 849 nt
Organism: Mucor mucedo
Lineage: Eukaryota; Fungi; Mucoromycota; Mucoromycetes; Mucorales; Mucoraceae
Exons: 4
Coding region: 56-784 (242 amino acids)
Biological process (GO): vesicle fusion; endoplasmic reticulum to Golgi vesicle-mediated transport
Cellular component (GO): Golgi membrane; Golgi medial cisterna; cis-Golgi network
Molecular function (GO): SNAP receptor activity
Source: RefSeq, a predicted model, not a curated record
UUUUUUUUUUUUUUGCCCUUUCCCCCCCUUUCCCUUUUCUUUCUUAUAUCCACUAAUGCAACGUUCAUCGCCUUCACUUCAACCGCUUUUAGAUGAAGAGGCAGACAUGUCUCAACCUCCAGCACCUAUACAGUCUUGGGAUCAACUUCGAAAAGAAGCAAGAACUCUGGAAGGCGAAAUUGAAAGUCAAUUAGCAUCUUUAUCUAAAAUGGGACAAUCUACUGCCACGUUGGAAGAUGUUGGACAAGAAGCUAAAACAGACGACUUGCUAAAAAAGCUACAAUUGGUGAUUACAGGCAUGGGCGACUUUAUUGAUAAACCUAGUUCAACACCCACCAACCCUUCCAUGAUUCAUUUACUCAGUAGACAUAAAGAUAUCUUGUACGAUUAUACCAAAGAAUUCAGAAGAGCCAAGGCGAAUAUCAAGGCAGCUCGAGAUAAGGCGAAUUUGAUGAACCAAGUGCAAGAUGAGAUUAGGACGUUUAAUUCAGGAAAUAGAGACAACGCGGAUUAUUACUUGACAGAGCGUAACAGGGUAGAGAGUUCACAUCGAAUGACAGACAUGAUUUUAGAACAAGCGUAUGCGACAAGACAGGAUGUGUCUCGACAAGGUCGUAUUAUGCAUGGAGUCAAUCAACGUGUGGGUGGUGUUGUGAGUCGUAUUCCUGGCAUUAAUAAUAUUAUUUCUCGUAUUAAUACCAGAAGAAAGCGCGAUACUUUAAUUAUGGCGGGUGUUGUCUCUACUUGUUCCAUCCUCAUCAUCCUUUAUUGGAUGCGUAUUUAAUUUAAUGUGAUCUGUCUGUGGACCCCCGGAACCCCAAAAUUUAAAUAAAACCAUUUAAUUGUACC